ACAAAAAAAAAUGGUGGAGAAGGUGAUUCUGCUGAAUAUGUUCGCUAGCAUGUUUGGAAUGAGGGCUAGGGUGGCGCUAGCCGCAAAAGGCGUAGAAUACGAGUACAAAGAGGAGGACUUUCGCAACAAAAGCCCGCUUCUUCUUCAAUCCAAUCCCAUUCACAUGAAAAUCCCGGUUUUGAUUCAUAACGAUAAACUUGUUUGCGAGUCACUCGUCAUUGUUGAGUACAUCGACGAGGUUUGGAACCAAAAAUACCCUCUUUUGCCCACCCAUCCUUAUCAGAGAGCUCAAGCUAGGUUUUGGGCUGAUUACAUUGACAAAAAGCUGUAUGAUCCUGGAAGGAAGAUCUGGACUAAGAGCGGGGAAGAGCUGGAAGCGGCGAAGAAGGAAUUCGUUGAGAUUCUGAAGCAGUUGGAAUUGGAGCUGGGAGACAAGGCCUUCUUCGGUGGCGAGAGGUUCGGGUUUUUGGAUGUGGCGUUGGUCACGUAUUCGACAUGGUUCCACACCUAUGAAAAAUGUGGUGGUUUCAGAAUUGAAGAGCACUGCCCCAAGCUCAUUGAGUGGGUGAACAGGUGUUUAGAGAUUGAUUUUGUGUCGGAAACCUUGGUCGAUCAGGCCAAGGUUUACGACUUUGCUUUAGGGCUAAGGAAGGUGUUCAACAUUGACACCUCCUAAUUUUACUACCAUCUCUCUUUAUGUUUUCGAUAAUAAAACCAAUUAUAUAUAUAUUGGUAGUUGAGAAAUUGAAAGUUGAUUAUAUGUCAUCACAAUAUAUAGCUAUGUAAUUGAAAUAUGCAU
Salvia splendens (bonfire salvia) is the source of this 799-nucleotide messenger RNA. Its product is annotated as probable glutathione S-transferase. Gene Ontology annotation, cellular component: cytoplasm. The coding region runs from base 11 to 676 and encodes 221 amino acids. The record is from RefSeq and is a predicted model, not a curated record. Gene Ontology annotation, biological process: glutathione metabolic process. Gene Ontology annotation, molecular function: glutathione transferase activity. Lineage: Eukaryota; Viridiplantae; Streptophyta; Magnoliopsida; Lamiales; Lamiaceae. The transcript is spliced from 2 exons.